Solanum verrucosum is the source of this 1570-nucleotide messenger RNA. RefSeq lists its product as uncharacterized. The transcript is spliced from 2 exons. Bases 208 to 1332 code for a protein of 374 amino acids. NCBI's taxonomy places the organism in Eukaryota, Viridiplantae, Streptophyta, Magnoliopsida, Solanales, Solanaceae. The record is from RefSeq and is a predicted model, not a curated record.
UUCGAAACAUUCACUUUUACCUGUCGGUUGGGAGAAGAAGAAAGAGGGAAAAAUAAUCACAAUCUUUCCCCUCUCUCUCUUCUCUCUCCCCCCAAAAAACUAUGCAAUUCCAGGCUAGUUUCUUCAUUAACAACUUAUUCCCUUUUCCAUCUCCGGCACGGCGGCCGGGACUUCUUAGUCCUCCGCCAUCAACCACUGUUUCAUCCUAUGAGACUCCUCUCAUCCCCUUCCCCUCUUCCUCUUCCCUUUGAUAAUCCUAAUGGCUUCCUCCCUUUAUCAUCGUCUCGUUUGAUUUCAUCCCGUUCCCCUGCUUCUUCCCCUUCUCCAUUUGAGUUAUUAUUAACAGAUCCAACUUCUAAACCUACUGUCAUCCUCCCUAUUCUUCCUCCUAUUGCUGACGGUGUUUCUGAUUUUGCAACUAUCUGGUUUGUUUUUGGUAUUCUUCUUCUUUCUCUAUUCGCUUUCGCUUUUAUUUUCCAUCUCCGGAUUAGAUCUCGUCAAUUGCCUCAUUUACAGAACUUUAAUUCUCUUUGGGCUGUGAGAUUGCUUCUCGUCUUAUUCGCUUCUCUUUGGGCUAUUAAUGAAGUGAUUCGUUUACCGUUUAUUCGCCGGAAAUAUCUUUACCCUUUUUUGCCGUCUUUGUCGUUGAAUCAACAAGCUGAGAUCUGUAAGGUUCAUGUGGUUCUUUCAUUAGGAUUCUUCGAACCGGGUUUUUUAAUUACUCUUCUUUUCUUGGUUAACGAGUCGAUUAAGACGCAAAAUCCUUUUCGGACUUGGGGUGUUGCACUUGUUUGUUUAGCUUGUUCGCCGAUUCUACUGCUGCAAUCGUUCUUCGUGUUUUUCUCUCCGUUGGAGGCACAAUUACCUACGUUUAUGCACGCGACUUCUUACCUUUCAACUGACCAUUUCGGAAAUAAAUCUGUGCUUUGUACCUAUCCCUUGUUCAGUUGCGUUGUGUUUGGAGUAUUCAGCAUUGCUUAUUCCUUAGCGUUUUUGCUGUCAUGUUGGAGGGUAGUGGCGUUUGUGAUCAACAAGAAGAUUCGGGUACGGUUGAACAUGCUUGCGACAUCGUUCAUGAUAUUGUUGCCGGUGCAGAUUCUUUGCUUAGGAUUGUCGCCAUUGUGGCAGCCAGCAGAGCCUAUACAUGGAUAUGUUGUCCUAGCGAUGGACCUUGCCGUUGCAUGGUGCGUGGUGAUCGGGGAGGUGAUUUUGGUAAUAAGGCCAAUUGCAGAUGCAUUAGCUGCAGGUGGAGCAUUUUGCCCAUGGAGUCCCGGAUGCAGGCCAGGACUUCCUAACAGUUCAGGGAAGACGAUGAAUAAUGGGAAUUUAUAGCGAUGGACAGAGGCCAUGAAGGACAUCAUGGUCUGUUCAUAUCAUUGUGUUUUUUUUUUCUCAAAGAGAGAUGAGGGAGCCAAUUUUUGACGAUUUCAGUGUGUAAAAUGGUUGGUGAUUUGGUUCAUCAAGCAUAGAGAAGGGGGGGUUAUUUAGUAAGUUUAUGAUACGUUAUUUAUUACUCCUCGGAGGAAAAUGUGUGUACAGCAUUUGAUUUCAUAUUCAGCACUUUCUUCUG